AUUUCAUUGAGAUGAAUGGCAAUUUGGAGCCGUCAAUUUCCUUUAUUUAUCCUGUCCUCGACGAUUCUCAACCUCUCAUUUUGCUCUCGCUCGACAUUUCUGUUUCCAAACGUCUUCCGGCAGGGAUCCAUUGUCAUAAAAAACAAAAAAAUGGGCUUGACUUUCACAAAGCUUUUCAGCCGGCUUUUUGCCAAGAAAGAGAUGCGCAUCCUCAUGGUUGGUCUGGAUGCCGCUGGUAAGACCACCAUUUUGUACAAGCUCAAGCUUGGGGAGAUUGUGACUACAAUUCCUACCAUUGGUUUUAAUGUUGAAACCGUUGAAUACAAAAAUAUCAGCUUCACUGUUUGGGAUGUUGGUGGCCAAGAUAAGAUUCGUCCAUUGUGGAGGCACUACUUCCAGAACACACAGGGACUCAUUUUUGUGGUUGAUAGCAAUGACAGAGACCGAAUUGUUGAGGCGAGGGAUGAACUGCAUCGCAUGUUGAAUGAGGAUGAGCUACGGGAUGCAGUGCUGCUUGUAUUUGCUAACAAGCAAGAUCUUCCCAAUGCAAUGAAUGCAGCUGAAAUAACUGACAAGCUAGGUCUUCAUUCUCUCCGACAGCGUCAUUGGUACAUACAGAGCACCUGUGCCACCUCCGGGGAGGGACUGUAUGAGGGGCUGGAUUGGCUCUCCAACAACAUUGCUAACAAGGCUUGAGGUAAUGGAGUGUGUUCUUGCGGGCCGGGGCUGAUCCUGAUCCUGGAUGCAGGGUGGUCUUUAUCUAGUAGUCUCUUUUUGUUCCCUUAUUCUGUCAUAUGGCUUGUGGUUAUGAAUUCAAAUUUGUUUCUUUUAUCCUCCUCUCCCCCCCCCCCCCCCCCCCCCCCCCCCCCCCCCCCCCCUUUUUUUUCCCUUUUUGGGUCAAAUUGCGUUUACUUUUCGUUUAGGAUGUGCAAUGGCUAUGGUAAUUGAAUGGUGGGAUAUAUGUAAUUUGGAAAUGGCGUUUAGAUUCUAAUAUAAUGCUUUUAUAAAUUUUGGGACUAAUAA
Molecule: messenger RNA, 1023 nt
Organism: Diospyros lotus (date-plum)
Lineage: Eukaryota; Viridiplantae; Streptophyta; Magnoliopsida; Ericales; Ebenaceae
Product: ADP-ribosylation factor 2-like
Exons: 7
Coding region: 16-696 (226 amino acids)
Biological process (GO): intracellular protein transport; vesicle-mediated transport
Cellular component (GO): cytoplasm
Molecular function (GO): GTP binding; GTPase activity
Source: RefSeq, a predicted model, not a curated record